AUGGCCCUAGAAACAACGACUGAGAGAAAGAGGAGGGCAACCCAUCAGAAGGUUCGCUCGGGCUGCCAAACAUGCAAAGUUCGCCGCAAAAAGUGUGAUGAAACACACCCUUGUUGUCUAGCGUGCACCAAUACGGGUCGAGUAUGCGAAUACGUGGAGACUCCAGACCGGCGCAAACGCGCCGUACGAGACAACCUAGCCAUCACCACGGCCCGCAACCCCGCCCGCAACCCCGCCCCUAACCCAGGGCCCAAUCUGCCCCCCAACUCUGUUGCACGACGGUUACUAGAUCCGAGCCAAGUGGGCCUUUCACUUGCUGAACGGCGGUACCUCGAUUUAUUCAAGACGCAUACUUCCAGAAAAUGUACCGGGUAUAUGGUCGAUGACUUCUGGCAGCGACUCGUUCACCAGGUCGCCGAGGAGGAACCUGCUGUACGGCAUGCAGCUAUUGCUUUGAGUUCUAUGCACUGGAAAUUUAUGCAAGAGACCGACUCAUUCAAAUCGAAGUCCAUGCCUAUGGCUAAGCCUAGGAUGAACAAAAUCCUACCUUUCACUCUAGCACAGUGCGCCAAGGCCCUUGUUUCUUUACGGCAGAGACUAACGAAGGGAGAUACAUAUACGACAAGCAGCGCGCAUCGAGAGGCAGUUCUUGUUUCAUGCAUUAUGUUAGUGUCAUUGUCUCUCUUCCAGGGCGAUGCUAAGGCUGUGACCGCGCACCUACGGUCCGGUUAUAGUGUGCUUAUGGAAUGGCAGAAGGUCAAUUUCGACGGGAAUCCCUCGGGGCUGAUCCUAAUGCGCACAUUUUCAGAUCUACAGCUACACCGGAUUACAUUCUCUCAACCACAGCAUGAUAUAGAGACGGAGGCCGAAGAUUUACCGAUUUGGAAGGCGGUUACCGUAUGCCGGCCUGUGUACGGGUAUUCGGAAGCUUCUGAAAGUGAUUUUGCGAUUGUCCUUGGAGCGGCUAUCAUGACAAAUUAUCCACAGGGAUUCGAACUCCGCGUAGGAUCUAGUCUACGGAGAUUGAACACCGCCCUUGCCGAUCUACUUUAUCAGAAUAGCGAGGAAAAGACAGUUAUAGAGAGAGUAACGAACUGGAAGAACGAGUUUCAUGCUUUCUUUUCGGCACAUAAGGAUACGUUAUCGCCGCAAGACCGCGGCCCGAUAAUACUAAUCGAGCUGUGGACUUUGGGCAGUGAGAUCAUACUGGCUUCCCUUAAGAGGCCUCUAGAUCAGAUGUCUUAUGACUCCUCUUUGCCUAUAUUCCAGCGGAUGAAGGAGCUGGCGGCGCUUUACUUGAGCUUGGAUGAGCAAGCUUCGGUGUUCUCCACUAAACCUAUGCUUCUACAAGUCCUCCACUUCAGUGCCACUAAAUGCCGUGACUGGCAUACGCGCCAAGAGACAUUACGCCUCGUGCGUAACUCCCCGCGGCGAGAAGGUUUCUGGACGUCGGAUCAUUUUGUCGCUACGAUAGAACAUGUUAUCAAAGUGGAGUCUGCUGGGUUGACGCCCAAUGAUGUGAUUCCACGCGCAGCGCGUAUUGACAUGAUGCAUCUCAGCCCUUUGAAUCAGAGCAAGUUCAGUGUUUGGUAUCAUCGACCUUGUACCCCCGAGGAGGUUGCCAAUUGUGCUGAUGACCAUGGGAAAUGGACGAACGUGGUGCUAUCAGCUUAA
Messenger RNA from Penicillium vulpinum, 1674 nucleotides. Its product is annotated as Zn(II)2Cys6 transcription factor domain-containing protein. Gene Ontology annotation, biological process: regulation of DNA-templated transcription. The record is from RefSeq and is a predicted model, not a curated record. Bases 1 to 1674 code for a protein of 557 amino acids. Lineage: Eukaryota; Fungi; Ascomycota; Eurotiomycetes; Eurotiales; Aspergillaceae. Gene Ontology annotation, molecular function: zinc ion binding; DNA-binding transcription factor activity, RNA polymerase II-specific. The transcript has 2 exons.